AUGACCGGAAACAAAAAUAAGACCAUUUGCUCGGCUCUGUUAUAUCCUUCUUCAAUGGAAUCCGGCGAACCAGAAACAGCCUUCGAGUUACUCCCGCUUAUUCGUAUCUACAAGAAUGGAAGAAUUGAGCGACUUGUCGGAAUUGAUUUCGUCCCAUCGGGAACCGAUCCUCUCACCGGCGUCACAUCUAAAGAUGUAACAUUACUCCCGACAUUUGGCGUCUCAGCGAGACUCUUCCUCCCAAACCUCACUCACUCAACUCAACGCCUUCCAGUAGUAGUCUAUUUUCACGGUGGUUGCUUCUGCACACAAUCACCUUUCACGGCCAAGUACCACAACUAUCUCAACGCCCUUACUGCUGAAGCCAAAGUCGUGGCAGUUUCCGUUAACUACAGGAAGGCGCCAGAGCAUCCCAUUCCCACAGCUUACGAAGACUCGUGGGCUGCCCUUCAAUGGGUCAUUUCACACCGUGAUGGGAAAGGACCUGAGAUGUGGAUGAACAAACAUGUAGAUUUCAAAAGGGUGUUUUUGGCCGGAGCUAGUGCUGGUGCCAACAUUGCUCACAACCUGGCAAUGGUGGCCGGAGAUCCUGAUUGUGGGGUGAACAUCAAUCUCAUUGGAGUUGCUUUGGAGCAUCCAUACUUUUGGGGCAGUGUGAGAAUUGGUAAGGAGGCAGAGAAUCCAGUGAAGGCGAGGUUAUUUGAUCAGCUGUGGGGGUUUAUUUGUCCAGCGAGACCGGAGAAUGACGACCCAUGGGUGAAUCCAGUGGCAGAAGGAGCAGGGAGGCUGGCGGGGCUGGGGAGUGGGAGGGUGCUAGUUUGUGUGGCGGAGAAAGAUGUGCUGAGGGACAGAGGAAGGCUUUACUUUGAGGCGUUGGGGGGCAGUGGGUGGUUCGGGGUGGCGGAGAUUGUGGAAACGGAGGAUGAGGAUCAUAUGUUUCAUUUGAAUGAUUUGGAAGGUCAGAAGGCUAAGGAUCUGAUCCGACGCCUGGGGGAUUUCUUCAACAGGGAUAUGCCCCCUUCUCUGCUGCUCUGAGUCUUUGACUUUGGUCGGGUCUUCAAUUUUUAAGGCUAUUUUGUUAUGGAAUCGAAUUUGUAAUCUUUUUUUAUUUUUAGGGAAGAAAGGGUAAACGAGGCAUAUUUAGAGUGUCCAGAACAUAGAGGUGCACUUUUCUACUUUCUCUGUUUCUAUCAACUAAAAGAAUGAUAUUGGAAUUACAAGAACAGAUCAAAACCAAUAACCAUUGAAGAAUCUGACAUCCCGAUUCCAUCAUAAUGAACAUGUAGCUUUUUAAUGGA
Cucumis sativus (cucumber) is the source of this 1298-nucleotide messenger RNA. RefSeq names its product probable carboxylesterase 2. The record is from RefSeq and is a predicted model, not a curated record. The coding region runs from base 1 to 1035 and encodes 344 amino acids. NCBI's taxonomy places the organism in Eukaryota, Viridiplantae, Streptophyta, Magnoliopsida, Cucurbitales, Cucurbitaceae. Gene Ontology annotation, molecular function: hydrolase activity. The transcript has 2 exons.